This is a messenger RNA of Babjeviella inositovora NRRL Y-12698, 4448 nucleotides long. RefSeq names its product mRNA-binding translational repressor (gene SSD1). Gene Ontology annotation, molecular function: 3'-5'-RNA exonuclease activity; RNA binding. The transcript has a single exon. The coding region runs from base 198 to 3962 and encodes 1254 amino acids. Lineage: Eukaryota; Fungi; Ascomycota; Pichiomycetes; Serinales. Gene Ontology annotation, cellular component: exosome (RNase complex); P-body. Gene Ontology annotation, biological process: mRNA catabolic process. The record is from RefSeq and is a predicted model, not a curated record.
UGCUCUAAUACACUUUUUGAAUUGUUCACUCGUGUGCGAUAGCCACUCUUUGCCGCCGUUCCUUAUCACCGUCACUUGCUAGCAAUCCGCCACCCAGCAAUCACUUGCAAAUCAGCAAUCACUUGCAAAUCAGCAAUCACCCUAUCGCUUGCAACCAUCAUACACCCUCUCUUGCUUCACACCUGUGCCUUUUAGCAAUGAGUGCUAACGACGCCAUUCGCUCUACUGCGAAUGACAUCAGAACCACCGGACUCAAGCCGCCGAGAAAACUCCACAUUGCGCACAGACGCUCGCCGUCCGAGUUGACCAACUUGAUGAUCGAGCAGUUCAACUUGCAGAAGCAAUUGGAGUACGUGCAGCAACAACAACAGCAGAUCAUCCAGGAUCAGAAGAUGAACCCGGAAACCAUCCAGCAGGCCUUGGCCGCCAGUAACGGACCUGCCACGCCAUUUGCCCACCAGAGGGGUCACUCGAGAACGGGGAGCAACGUCGGCAGCACCUCUACUCCACACAGAAGAGGGGGUUCCGUUAACUACGGUAACUUGAGCCACAACCCAUCGCCCUCCACCAACCCUCCGGGGCUCACGGUUCCGACGGGUAACCAGGCUUUAGGCCACAUCAGAAGACACUCGUUGGGCAUUCACGAAGCUAAGAAAGCUGCUGCCUAUGCUCAAUCUCAAAGAGUGUCGCCUUCCAGAACCGCCUCCACCUCGGAGUCCACUCGUGCCUCUCCGCCACCGGCCCCUCCGGCCUUCAAGUUUCCUCCGGAGCCUGAAACUGAGUCGCCAAAAAGCUUUCUGUUCCCGCAGAAGCCUCCAGGCUUGGAGAUCCCCUUCCCCUCUGCCCCUCCGGGCUUAACUCCACCAAACGCGAUGACCCCACCUUCGUAUGGUGAAAGAAGGGGCCACACGCACUACCGCUCUAAUUCCCGCAAUUUCGACCCUAACACCGCCCUGAACAUCAACAGCAACUGGAGAUCACCGCUGGUGUCGUCUACUCCGCAGCAUCAGCCAUCACAGCCGCAGCAUUUGGAUCCAUUUGUGCCCGGCCACCGUAACCGCAGCUCCAUGGGCGGCUCAAUGUCCUCAAUGCAGGGCGUCAACCCCAACCAGGGUGCCGGCCCGCAGCGCAAAUCGUUGUUUGCGCCGUACUUGCCGCAAUCCUCGCUCCCAGAAUUGGUCGCUGAGGGCCGCUUGGUUGUGGGAACGUUGCGCGUGAACAAGAAGAACCGCUCUGACGCGUACGUAUCCACUGACGGGCUUCUCGAUGCAGACAUCUUCAUUUGUGGGUCUAAGGACCGUAAUAGGGCGCUUGAGGGCGACUUGGUCGCCGUUGAGUUGCUCGUGGUUGACGAAGUGUGGGGCUCCAAGAAGGAGAAAGAAGAGAAAAAGAGGCGCAAGGACCAACUGAUGAUGCAGAAUGACGAUGACAAGGAAGACAGCAAAAAUGAUGCCACCGGCAGCGAUACCUUCUCUGUUUCCGACACCGCCUCCAGCACUUCCACCAGGCCAGGCGUGCAGAGAAGAGGCUCGUUGAAACAGCGUCCAACGCAAAAGAAAAACGAUGACGUUGAGGUCGAAGGUCAGUCUUUGUUGCUUGUCGAAGAGGAGGAAAUCAACGAUGACUACAAGCCAUUGUAUGCGGGCCAUGUGGUUGCGGUGGUUGACAGAAUCCCGGGUCAGUUAUUUGCUGGUACCUUGGGUUUGUUAAGACCGUCUCAGGCGGCCAACAAUAAAGACAACCAAAACCUGCAGAACCCCCCACCAAGGCCAAAGAUCGUGUGGUUCAAACCAACCGACAAGAAGGUGCCAUUGAUUGCCAUUCCGACCGAGCAGGCCCCUAAAGAUUUUGUGGAAAACCACGAGGCAUACCUCAACAAGUUGUUUGUGGCCUCGAUCAAGAGAUGGCCGAUCACCUCCCUCCAUCCGUUUGGUACAUUGAUUUCCCAGUUGGGGGACAUCGAUGCCAGUGAGACUGACAUCGAGUCGAUUCUCAGAGACAACAACUUCUUGUGCGACGAGUACCCGGAAGACUCCCUGGGGGCCGAAAAGUACAACUACGUCGAGGACUUGCCUUCCAUCAAAGAUAUCGAUGACUCGCGCAAGGUGUUCACCUCCGAGUACAUCUUGUCUUUCACCCAGGCAAACACCAUCUCCGACCACGCGAUUCACGUAAAGCGACUCUCCGACUCCAAGAUCGAGUUGGGUGUGCACAUUGCAGACGUCACCUACUAUAUCCUGCAGGGUUCUGUCUUGGACAAGAAGGCCAGAAAGAGAUCUUCCUCGGUGUUCUUGGCCCAGAAAACGGCGCACUUGUUACCUGACCUGGUGAACAAGUUGGCGUCAUUCAUCGAGAACGAACAGAACUUGGCCGUGUCGGUGGUGUUUGAGAUUGAUACCAAUAACUUUGAGGUCGAUGGUGUGUGGAUGGGAGAGUCGGUGAUUGUGCCGAAGCAGAAAGUUUGCUAUGACGAAGUGGACUCGGUGUUGGAAGCAAGCUCCGCCCAAAUCCUUUCCUCUGCCACCUCUGACUACAUCAAGACGUUGUCACUCAUCUCGCGAGAAUUCAGAAGACAGAGACUCAACAACAAGACCUUGAACAGAACGCCGAACUUGGCGUUAUUGAACCAGUUGGACGAUGAAAAGGUUCGUUUGGACUUGAACAUCUUUAAGGACCACGCUUCGUUGUCGAUGAUGGACGAAAUCUUGUACAAGGUUAAUGCCGCUGUGGCUCAGAAGGUACACGCCGUCUUGGGCGAGAGUGCGUUGUUGAGACGCCACCCAUUGCCGACUUUGUCUAAGAUUGAAUCUUUUGCGAAGAGGGUUGAGAUUCUAGGGUUCAAUAUUGACACCUCCACCUCCACUUCUUUACAGACUUCUAUUUUGAAGAUUGAGGACCCGGUGAAGCGCAAGGCCGUGGAGAGCUUCUUGUUCAAGGCCAUGUCCCGUGGUAAGUACGUCAUCGCAGGUAAGACUGACAGCGAGCUGUACAACCACUACUACUUGAAUGUGCCUCUCUACACCCAUUUCACCGCUCCUUUGAGAAGGUAUGCGGAUCUCAUUGUCCAUCGACAGUUGAAGGCGGUGUUGCAUCAAAGAGAGUACACUGAUGACAUCGAAGCCUUAAAGAUGACUGCUGAGUACUGCAACUUUAAGAAAGACUGUGCGUACAGUGCCCAAGAGCAGUCGGUUCACUUGUUGUUGUCCCAAACCAUCAACGAGAUGAGUGAAAGCACUGGUCAGUUGUUGUGUAUGGGUACCGUCGUCCAGGUUUACGAGUCGGCGUUUGACGUAUUCAUUCCCGAGUUUGGCAUUGAAAAGAGAGUCCACGGUGAUCAGUUGCCCCUUGUGAAGGCCGAAUUCGAUAAAGGCAAGCGAGUGUUGGAGUUGUACUGGGAGAAGGGUGUGGAUUCUGCCACGUACAUCCCCCACGACGAAAGACAGCCUUUGUCUUACCGUAACUCAAUCAAGAACAAAUUCAGAACCUCCUCCAUGAAGGCCGCUAGUCACCAGAACAAGGUUCUUAUGGAAAACCAAGACAUUGUUAGUGAUGCGUUGGUGGAGAAAUUGGCCAAGUUAAACUUCGAAGCUCCGAGACUAGCCAUCCCUAGGGUGAAUUCUGGGUUUGCUGGUGCGUCACAACUGACUGAUUCCAAGUCGCUUCCUGGGUCUCCUGCAAAGAUGUCGCCGUUGGCCGCUGCGAAGGAGGCGGAGGAUAUCGUUGUUGCUAAUUCCAACACGGGUUCAGCCUCCUCGUCUACCUUAGAGCUCUUGAACCUUGGCGACGGGUCCUUAAAGGCAUAUUUAUCCCAUGUCAAGGUCAGAGUUGAGUCUGAUACCGGCUACUACAUCCAGGAAAUCAAGGAGUUGGAGCAGGUACCGGUUAUUUUGCGUGCCGAAAUAGGGAUGGCGUUGCCCUGCUUAACCGUGAGAGCGUUGAAUCCGUACACUAACGUCAAGUAGCCUCCCCCCACCUUCAUGUUUCAUUUGUAUCAUUUAUAUUAGUUUUGUUGUUUUUUUGCGUUUCCCAUUUAAUGCACAUUCGUUUUCUUUUCACUUGUACUAUUUAUCGAGUCGUGCGUAUCUGUGUUAAACUUGUUAGUCACUCUUUAGUGUCAUUGCCUUUUGUCGCCUAGCUGAUUAUGUGUCUCGACGAACAUUUUUACUAGAGACGCUUUUUACAGAACAGGCCUCAACGUCGUUAUCGUUCCACUAUUGCGGGAUAGAACAAAGUACUGUAAAUUUACGCACGAGCUCAGACUUUGACUAAGACUCUUCAAUCCGGUUCUUUUGGAUACCUUAGUACUUUUACCCGAGAGCUUACAAGAGAAGUGGGGCUCUAUCGCAACUGUUAUUCAAUUCUAAGAUCCAAAAAUAUUUCUGUGAGAAAACUGGAGUAAUUUCCCAGUAUAGACUCAGCCGAUAAACAAAUCUAGUAUCAAUCGAGAA